Messenger RNA from Trichobilharzia szidati, 3429 nucleotides. The record is from the annotation of a GenBank genome assembly. Lineage: Eukaryota; Metazoa; Platyhelminthes; Trematoda; Strigeidida; Schistosomatidae.
CAUGGUGGGAGGUUUACACCUCAAGGUCGUUGCCGGACAAUUUUUUGAUUGACAGUUCGUAACUUUUGUUUUCCACACAACGUUUCUUGGAUGUGCGUUUGAUGUCGACAGCUAGGGAAUUAAAAGAAUCCCCAGUAGCCUCAGCUCAAGCUUAUGUCUUACUGUUUAAUACUGAGGAUAGAAAAUGGUUACCUAGUGGUGGGACAAGAGCACUGUCUUGGAUUCAAAUACUUCAACAGAAUGGUUUAGAUGCUUUUCGUAUUGUCGGUUGGCGUCAACCAGAUAAUCAAGUUGUUGUUAAUUCAGUACUGAAAGCUGGUUUAGAAUAUCAAAUACACGGACAAUUUCAUGAAUGGCGUGAUCCAAUCACUUCAAGAGUUUAUGGUUUACAUUUCCCGGAACAAGAAGAAGCUUCGGUGUUUUUAAAGACAAUCAAUAUUGUUUUGAAUAGACUAACAAAUCCUGAUGGUAAACAUUCGGUUGAUGGGAGUGUUGUAAAUACGAAUUCACGUGAAUAUGCUCAACCUUUUAUUUCAUCUACAACGAAUGAUACAUGUAAUCGUUCAACGACUACUACAACAACGAUAUCAGCAACGUCACCGUCUAAAGUUGGCGGAUGUACAAUCGUCAUUGCACCGAUUCAUAAUGGUAGUCAUACUUCAUUGGAUAAAAUUACACAAAAUGAAAAUAGAAAUAUCAACGAAACUUUUUAUUUACCAAAGGAACCUGAACCUAGUGAACUGUCGAAUUAUGUUUAUCAAGAUCCAAGUCAUCAAACUAUUCAACGAAAUCAGCCUUAUUCAAUGUCUUUAACAACAAAUCCUAAUAUCAUAACUGCUACUACUGCAAAUGGUAAAGAUAUUGAUGCCUUUCAAACACAUCGUCGUCAGUUGUCUUCUGCAUCAUCAAAUAGUUGUUCAGGUUAUGCAACAGGUCCUGGAACAGCAGCUGCUCCAUCAUCAGCUUCAUCCUCUGCUGGCUACGGUUAUGGAUAUGGUUAUGGUUCAGGUAGUCUGGCGAGUUAUGCGAGUAGUAGUAGUGGGAGUAGUAGUCUUGGUGGUAAUGGUGCUGUUGGAGGAGGUCCUGUUAGUGGAGCAGGAGCUGGAGGAGGCGUGGGCGGAGGAUAUUUGGGGACAACAAUGAAUCGUUUAGGAAGUGGAAAUAUGAAGAAUACAAGUUUAGGUGGAGGUGACUCCUGCAAUUGGAUUGGCUUAAACUCUCAAGCAUGUCGUGAAACUGACAGUGUUGUUCCUGGUAGUAGAGACAAUUUAGGCGCAUCGUCAUCAUCAAUACCACCACCUCAUGAAGAUGAAUUAAUGAAACAAUCUGAAUCAUCUGGAUUAGCUGCUAUGCUACAAGAAGCUAUUGCUGCACGUAUGCGAAAUAAAACGACACGUUGUCUAUCUACAGAAAUGAAAUUACCACCAUCUUCUAACACUGGUACCAAUCAAACGUCAACAACAAAACCGCCCGCUCCACCACCACCACCACCCUUACCCCCACCAUUAUUAUCGUCUGUUGCACAAACCAAUGUCACUAAUAGUAGUACUGAUCAUGUGCAUACAGUAAAACGUACAGAUUCAAUGCAACAAUUGAGAAAAGAUUCCAUCGAUCAGAAAUCAUCAAUGAUUGCUGAAAUCCAACGUCGUAUAGAAGCAAGACGACGUCAAAUUGAAGCAGCUGAAGAAGAAGAAUCGAUUGCUAAAGAAAGUCAAAGCGUGGAAUCAUCUGCCUGUGUUUCUACUGAUAAUACCACCGGUUUCAAUGGUGCUUCUAGCGUUGGUAAUGUUCCCGCCUACAUAACUUCCAACCGUAAUCAAACCAAUUCUGUGGAUUCACCAUUGAACACUCAAAAAGGAGUGGUCAAUUCGAAUACUGCUUCAACAUUAACAUCAACAAAUAUUAUACAGUCAAGUGUAUUACCAUUCAGUAGAACAGAAUUAGAAAUAUUACGUCGUGAAAUAAUCAUUGAAUUACGUAAAGAAGUUCAACUGGCAAAAAAUGAAAUUUUAGAUUGUAUCAAAUUGUACAAAGCUGUUUAAACACACUCAAACAUAUAGACAUCCGUAUUUUGCUUUUCCUGUCUGUACAAUAUCCAGUGGAUAUAUACAUACGUCAGACUUCUUUUUUUAAAAACAAAUUGGCGUCCAAUUUAAUUUAUUGUAAUCACAUAUGUAAUUUAUUGUAUUUCUUUAUAUACGUUACAUAUAAGUUAGACGCAUAUACACGAUUGUAUAACCGGAACUUAACUCUCUAACCAAAACUGUAAGAUACUAAAGAACAAGCUAACUUUAGGUGAACACUAAUCAUUCAUUGGUUCCAUGCUUAUCUCUUUCCUCUAUGUGUAUCUAUGUCACGCUGACAUGUACUUGUGAGAAUGGGUGUGUUAUUGUAAUACAUCAUACAUAUACUCUUUUCAUUGGUGCCUCAUUCAUAACUCACUACUAAUAAAGAUAUAUAUGUUUGUAAAGUGCUUAUUUUCAAGUGUGUGUUACUGUAGUUAUCUUUCGUUUCUCUACUUUUAUUUUAUCUUCAAAUCAUAUUUUUUGUUGAUUUUCACUUUCUGUCUUCUGUUUUUAAUCAUUUUUAUUUGAUGCUUAACACAUUCCAUGUUUCCCUUGGUGAUUUUUCAACGAAACGAUCUCAUACUACUUAAUAAGGUUUUCAGUAGUUAAAAGUAAAUUAGCUUUGUUUUUAUUUUUUAAAUCGUACAUCAUACAGUAAGGAUAGUAGUUUGAAUUGUACUCAUUUUUAUUUUCUGAUUUCUUUGUUGGUUCAUUUUUGUGUUUUUAUUUACUUAUUAUGGCUAUUAUAUGCGGAUAUAUAUAUAUGCACACAUACACAAGUAAGCUUGCAUUUCGCCUCAAAUGUAUUUGUAACCACCUGCCAUUUAAUUAAUUAGUACUAGGCAUUUUUAAACUAACCAAGUUCUUUUGUAUUGUGGAUAAUUUCUGCAUUACCUCUGAACUAUAAUCUAAUCACAAUAUAUGCGCCUUUUUGUGGGCGAGUUUGUGGCUGUCUCUUUAUGUGUGUGUGUGUGCCUCGUCGUAUAUAUGCAUACAAGGUUCCCGCCUAUGUUUGAGAUUUAACUCUUUUCUUCAAAUGAACCAGGUGUGUUGUAUUAUACGUCUUUGAAGUAUACUUUUCCUCGUCUCUUCACCCCUCUCUCUUUCACUUUCCUCACACACACGCGAACACUCGCUGUCUCAAUUGAUCUCUGGCUUAUAUUUUUUUCUUUUUGGUUCUUUUGUUUUAAUUUUGGGUGGUGUACCUAUAUAUAUUAUAUUUGGUUAUAUUAUUACAACAGGGUGUUUGUUUUGCAAGUACUUUCUAUUUUAUUUCACUUUUUAUGUGCGUGUUUGUAUAUGCGCCUUACUUCAUUCCUGAUCUGUUGUUUGUCUGUGAAAUAUGGUGAUAUGGUUAUCUGCA